AUGGUAGUCUCCGAUCGGUCAAUCGAAUCCUCAGAGGAUGCGGAAAAAAUCAUCCAGGUGCUCUCCAAGGCAGCAGUGGAACUCAAUUUGUUCAAAAUUGUGAGCGAACUCGGUCAGGCUGAGGCCCUUGCCAGCACAAAAUACGACCCUCUGGCGGACGUUCCAGAAGUUAAACCUGUAACUAUCCUAAAGAAACCGGAAGAGGGCGAACCUGAUGGAGUAUCGGAGCCGCAAGAAGAGAUUCCAUUCAAUUUGGAGGUGCUCAGGAAGCAUCUAGGACAGGUCGUGCUCGCGCGGCGGGUGCUGCCUGAAGACGUCGCCUCGCGACAAAAACUUCUAGAGGAGUCAGUGUACGACGUUGCGGUAGAACGGCUUCGACGACAGUCGGAGAUAUUUGAAGAGCUCGGUAUAGAUGGCGGCGGACUCAAGCAGGCAGAUCUGCAGAAGUGGAUGUGGGGUUGGCAUGUCAAGUUAAGGGAGCGGUUACAGAGAGACCUCACCAAGCUGGUGAGGGAUGAAGAACACUGGGGACCUUGUGAGUAUUCCCUCCGUGAACAGUCUGUUCGGAUAGCUCCAUUUUUAUCACUAAUCAAGCCCGAAAAGUUGUCUCUCAUUACAAUCCUGGAGAUCAUGCGCCUUCAGGGAACGGGUGGCGUAACGGAUGGGAUGAAGACUGCACGUGCGCUGCUGGCUGUGGGGAAGGCUGUCGAAAUGGAACACAAGGCAGAGAUGUGCAAGAAGAAUAAUAUCCAAAUCCCUGUGAACGCCACUCGAUCGGGGGAGCAUGGUUAUUUCUCCUUGAAUACCUAUCAGGAUCUACACGCGAGGCGAGUAACAGCGAGGAAGUAUAUGGAGGACAGUGAAGAAUGGACAAGUGAGUGGACUCAGGUGUGCAAAGUCAGAGUGGGGAGCUUCCUUGUCGACAGGUUGAUGGAGGAAGCAUCUAUUGAGCGCAAUGGCUUCAAUAAGACGACCGGAGAGCCGGUGUCGGAGGAUCACCCAGCCUUCUUUCAUUCCUACGAGUAUUUGCGAGGGCACAAGCUCGGUGUUAUUAAACUGAACCCCAUCGUGGCGGAACGGAUGGCUAAAGACGGUCUGCGGGAGACGCUGCAUCCUCGACAUCUACCUAUGUUGGUAAAGCCCAAACCCUGGUUGAGCUAUAACGAAGGCGGAUACCUCUAUAAUAAAACGCAGGCCAUGCGAUUUAAAGACUCACAGGAGCAGCAAACAUACCUUAAGCACGCGUCUGCCAUGGGAAAUGUUGAACUCGUCUACGCGGGACUCGAUGUACUUGGUUCAACCCCUUGGCAGAUCAAUCGCCGCGUCUUCGAUGUCGUCCUUUCGGUCUGGAACUCUGGCGAGCGUCUUUCAAAGCUUCCCCCUGCUGUCUUCGACACGCCAGAGCCAGAGCGACCGGAUGAUGUCGAUUCUGAUCCCAAUGCGCGAUCGAUAUACCUUCAGAGACACCGGGCAUGGCUUCAAGCCAAAGCCAACAACCAUUCAGAUCGCUGUAGUGUGAACUACAAAGUUGAGAUUGCGAGGGCGUUCCUUGGCGACAUAUUCUACCUUCCCCAUAAUCUAGAUUUCCGUGGCCGUGCAUACCCAAUUCCCCCUCAUUUAAACCAUAUUGGCAACGACCUUAGUCGUGGGCUCCUCUUGUUUGGAGAGUCGAAGCCUCUCGGAGAGAGGGGUCUUCGCUGGCUCAAGAUCCACUUGGCUAACUUGUACGGUUUUGACAAAGCGACAUUCGACGAACGGGUUGAGUUUGUCCAUCAACAUCUAGAGAAUAUCUAUGAUAGUGCUGAGAAGCCUCUAGAUGGUCGGCGGUGGUGGGUUAAGGCUGACGAUCCAUGGCAGUGUCUCGCAACAUGCAUGGAGCUCAAAUCUGCGCUUGAUUCGCCCGAUCCAUUGGCGUACGAAUGUGCUCUCCCCGUACAUCAAGAUGGAACCUGUAAUGGUCUACAGCAUUAUGCAGCCCUUGGUGGGGAUGCUCGUGGCGCGAAGCAAGUCAACCUCGACGUCGGAGAUCGUCCAUCUGACGUGUACACUUAUGUUGCCGACAUGGUGGAAAAGUUGAUUCUUGAAGACCUCGCAAAGGGUAACAGGAACGCUCAGAUGCUUUCAGGCAAGAUCUCACGAAAAGUGGUUAAACAAACAGUUAUGACAACUGUUUACGGUGUCACCUUUGUCGGUGCUCGUGAACAAAUUGAAAAACAGCUGAAGGACCGAAGCGACAUUCCUGAGGAAGAGAUCUUUUACGCUGCGGCCUAUAUCGCCAAAAAAGUGUUGCAAUGCAUUGGGGACCUCUUUGUUGGGGCACAGGAUAUCAUGAACUGGUUGACUAUGUCCGCGCGAUUGAUCGCAAAGUCCGUUCCUUCCGACCGUCUGUCGGCUGCCAUGCGGCUUGAAAAACCAAGGGCUUCCAAGAAGCCUUUAGCAAGCCGACUGAAAAAGGAACAGAUGACCUCUGUGGUGUGGACUACCCCCCUCGGCCUCCCUAUCGUCCAGCCUUACCGGAAGGCCAAGCGCAAGCAGAUUAUGACGAGCGUGCAGUCGGUAUAUAUCUCUGACCCAAACGCUCCUGCGGAGGUUGAUGCGCAGAAGCAGUCUUCUGCUUUCCCUCCUAAUUUCAUUCACAGCUUGGAUGCAACUCAUAUGCUAUUGACCGCUCUUGAGUGCCGGACCCAAGGAUUGACUUUUGCCUCUGUUCAUGACUCGUACUGGACUCAUCCGUCUACUAUCGAUCAAAUGUCAUCCAUCAUCCGAGACACCUUCAUUGCGUUGCACUCGUCGGACGUCCUGAGAAGACUUGACACAGAAUUCCGCGAACGUUACACGAAUUAUAAGGUGCCUGUUGAGGCGCUGAAAGGGAUGCAAAUGUUACGCAAGAGCUUUAUUGACCCAGAAGCUGUCGAGGCGGAGGAUGGAACAUCGACCACCGAAGCAACGAUCGCUGGAGAAUCAACUCCGGAAACAAUAGUGCCUGAAAAUGUCUUAGCCUCGGAUUCGGCCUCAGGCGCUCCCGAACCGUCUGAGGAAGGCAAGUCUAUCAAUUCGAAGGCCGGCCUUGAACCCACGACGUUGUCGCGAGAGGAAAUUGUGGAGCUUUUCACCCCCAAGCGCAAGGGGCCAGGUCGCAAAUCAUUGGACGAACUUGAAGCAAGGGACGUAUCCGUCGAGGGGAUGUUCGUCAAUCUCACGGAUCUCUUACCACCCCUUCCGAAGAAGGGUGAGUUCGACGUGAACAAAAUCAAGUCGUCGCUUUACUUCUUCUCCUAGAUUUGGGUCGGUCUGUUUGAGAUGAUUAGGUCCUCAUCAUUGGCAAAGAACAUGUCGUCUGUUUUCUACUUGUGUCGCUCGCAAUCUCCACUCCUUGUUUACCAUUGCUCCUCCCCUGCAUAUCAUCUAUCGCAUUGCUUUACGCCUACACGGAUUACCAUUGAAGCUCACUAAUGUAUCCUGUACUUUAUUAGAAUAUCACUUCAUCC
Heterobasidion irregulare TC 32-1 is the source of this 3488-nucleotide messenger RNA. RefSeq lists its product as uncharacterized. The transcript is spliced from 11 exons. The record is from RefSeq and is a predicted model, not a curated record. Lineage: Eukaryota; Fungi; Basidiomycota; Agaricomycetes; Russulales; Bondarzewiaceae. Bases 1 to 3279 code for a protein of 1092 amino acids. Gene Ontology annotation, molecular function: DNA-directed RNA polymerase activity; mitochondrial promoter sequence-specific DNA binding. Gene Ontology annotation, biological process: mitochondrial transcription. Gene Ontology annotation, cellular component: mitochondrial DNA-directed RNA polymerase complex.